CUUCACUGACAAGGACUUUAGUAUUAAAAGAAAGAUUUUAUUCUGCAAAUUUUAACUGUAAAAGAAGUGCCAUUUUUUUUUUUUUUUUUUUUUUUUUUUUUUUUUUUUUUUUUUGUUUGGGGUUCCCUUAUAAGUUCAACUGGGAUUGUCUUAUAGUGGGUUUUGGACAGGCUUGUUUCUUAAAACCUCGUUUGGUUUCUAUAUUUUUUUGGGUUCUUUGAACCAUGCAUUGAGAGUUAAAAAUAGUAGGGUGUGGAUGUGGAUGUUACCAUCAACGAUGGCCAAGUGCUUGAAUCUGAAGCGUUUCUGAGGAACAAACUGUAUUUCCACCUCUCACAACAUGCCUUUGUCUGAGCUGUAUCGAAUGGCUAAAGGAAAGCUUGAGUCUACUAGGGAAAAGAACACCACUUGUUCAAAUGAUCUGUCUUUUCUACCAGAGAAUGAUCUUUUUGAGCUGGUAUGGGAAAAUGGUCAGAUUUUGAAGCAAGGUCAGUCCAGUAGAGCUAGAAAGAGCCCAACUAGGAACAACUUUCAAUCUCACUGUUUACCAUCUUACACCUCUAAGAUAAGAGAUAAAGAUAUAGGGAAUGGCAGCAAUUCAAAGAUGGGAAAGUUUGGGGGAAUGAUGUCUGUAUUGAAUGAAAUCCCAAUGUCAGUGCCAUCAGAUGAGAUGGAUUUGAGUCAAGAUGAUGACAUGAUGCCUUGGUUGAAUUAUCCAAUUGAUGAUUCUUUACAACAUGAAUAUUGUUCUGAGUUCUUGCCUGAAUUAUCUGGGGUCACUGUAAAUGAACUAUCCAACCAGAAUAAUUUGGCAUCUAUCGACAAAAGAAGUAGUUGUAAUCUGGUAUAUAGGGAUUGCCAUACUAAUCCAGUAAAUGAUGUUGUGAGUUUAGGACAGGGGAAUGCGUCAAAAGUUUCUUCAGUAGGAGUAGGUGAGGCCACAAGACCUAGAACUACUCCUUUAUACCCAUCAUCAUCAUCACAACAAUGUCAAUCAUCUCUUAGAUCAAAGGUUACAGAUGGCGCUGGCAAUAAUACGAGCAGUAUCAUGCAUCGUGCUGUAUGUGGGGAUUCAACACAGGUUGCAUCUGCUGCAGGUGGAUUUCCUACUAUAAAGAUGCAGAAGAAAGAUCAAAUGUCAUCUAACAAUAACUCCAAUCUGAUGAAUUUCUCUCAUUUCUCACGUCCUGCUGCUCUUGUGAAGGCUAAUCUUCAGAACAUGGGCCUCAUGGCUGGUUCGGAUUUAUCAAGCAUGGAAAGGAUAACAAGUAAGGACAAAGGUUCUGCUGCAAGUAUUAAACAUCCUCCUGAAUCAACACAUAUCAAUUCCAUUAGUGGUUUACAAAAAGAAUCAAGUUCCCAUUGUAAACCUCUUGCUGAGCCUGCGCCAUCCAAGGUUGAUUUAAAACCAUCAGAGGAUAAGCCUGUUGAGGAAAAAGUUGCCAGUAAACAAUCUGAGGCUGUCUGUCCGGAUGAGGCCUCUAGGAAUGACAAUAUCUCCAAUCAAGUCUUCGGUGAAAGUGUGACAAAGGGACUGCCAGAUGGUGAGAAGACUACAGAGCCUGUUGUUGCUUCUUCUUCUGUUUGCUCAGGCAAUAGCGUCGAGAGAGCUUCCGAUGAUCCAACACAUAAUUUGAAGAGAAAAUUUCGUGACACUGAAGAGUCCGAAUGCCAUAGUGAAGACAUUGAAGAGGAAUCAAUUGGGGCAAAAAAAGCAGCUCCUGGCCGAGCGGGUACAGGUUCAAAGAGAAGCCGGGCAGCAGAAGUACAUAAUUUAUCCGAAAGGAGGCGAAGAGAUAGGAUCAAUGAGAAGAUGCGUGCAUUGCAAGAACUUAUUCCAAACUGCAAUAAGGUGGACAAAGCUUCAAUGCUUGAUGAGGCCAUAGAGUAUCUGAAGACACUUCAACUUCAAGUGCAACAUCUUUCCCUCGUUGUGCAGAUUAUGUCAAUGGGAGCUGGUUUUUAUAUGCCUCCAAUGAUGUUACCAACUGGAAUGCAACACAUGAGUGCACCUCAUAUGGCUCAUUUCUCUCCUAUGGGCGUUGGAAUGGGAAUGGGAAUGGGAAUGGGCUAUGGGAUGGGUAUGCCAGACAUGAAUGUUGGACCUUCGGGUUACCCUAUGAUUCAAGUGCCCCCCAUGCAAGGAGCACAUUUCCCUGGCCCACCUAUAUCAGGACACACUGCUAUGCAUGGAAUGGCCGGAUCUAACCUUCAGAUGUUUGGGCUUCCUGGUCAAGGACUUCCAAUGCCAAUGCCUCGUGCACCAUUAAUUCCUUUGUCGGGAGGGCCUGUUAUGAAGUCUGCCACAGGACUUAAUGCCUGUGGGGUUGUAGGUCCUGUGGAAAAUGUGGAUUCAGCUCCAGCCUCUAGGUCAAAGGAUCCAAUGCAGAAUGUUAAUUCUCAAGCGAUGCAAAUCACUGGUGCUAGUAGCUCAAUGACUCAGACAUCUAGUCAGUGUCCAGCAACAAAUGCAAGAUUUGAACCAUCUUCAUUGGUGCAAAAUAAUGGUCAAGUCUCAGAUGUUGUCGGCAACACAGCUGUUAACUCUGCAAAUGGAAAUGACCUUGUGCCUAGUAAACCAGCUUGAUCUCAGCAAUUUCAGUUGGACUAGAAGGGGUAUAACCAUCAAUAUUCUAAUUUCAGGACAGUACAAUUAAAAUUGCACAGAUUUUGGUACCUUGGGGAGACUCAGAAUCUUUUUCUUGAGCUUGUACAUUAAAAUAGUGGCACACGCAGUCAAUGCAAUGUCUAGGAGUUAACUAUCUCGGAAAUAUGUAUUCAAAACGUUUUUUAGACCUCUCAUAACAAUUCUUUGAAUUAAAUGAUAAUUAUAUUCCAAUA
This is a messenger RNA of Quercus lobata, 2841 nucleotides long. It is a transcript of the gene PIF3, whose product is annotated as phytochrome interacting factor 3. The transcript is spliced from 8 exons. The record is from RefSeq and is a predicted model, not a curated record. Bases 341 to 2587 code for a protein of 748 amino acids. Gene Ontology annotation, biological process: regulation of DNA-templated transcription. Lineage: Eukaryota; Viridiplantae; Streptophyta; Magnoliopsida; Fagales; Fagaceae. Gene Ontology annotation, molecular function: protein dimerization activity; DNA-binding transcription factor activity.